CAUGUAUAGAAUACCCCUUGAUGAUUAUAAUUCAAACUUAGAUACUAAAUUCAAUACUUGUUCAAGCACUAGAAAUAGUAAUUAACCCAAAUUUAAUUUUUCUACUGACAGAACAUCUAGAGCAAUGUAAUGAUUCAAUUAAUAAAAUUUAGGUCUGGCAGAAGUUGUAAUGUCAAGAAUUAAUUUGAUGUCAUGUGCUUUUUAAUGGGAGUUGAACUUGAAAGAUUGAAUUAAGAGAAUGAUAAAUUAAAGUAUCAAAACCUAGAGAUUAAAGAAAAAACUUAUGACAAUAAAAAUUAUGAGUUAUAGUUAAAAGACAUAUCAGAAAGAUUAAUUAAGAAGGAACUUCAAUGUCAGCAAUUAGAAAAUCAAUUAACUGAUGCAAAUAAAAUGAUAGCUUAAAAGGAGGUAUUGGUCCAAAAUUAAUAUUAAUAAAUGAAUCAGCAAUUAUAAGUUAUUUAGUAAUUAUAAUACACAAUCAAAUAAUUGGAAUGUAAAUUAGGGUUUUUGGUUUGUGAGAAUGAAAAUCUAAACACUAAAAGAAAUGAUGAAUUAAUAAAUUAACAAUAAAUAACUAAGUCACAGAAGGACUAUGAAGAAUUAUAGAAAGUUUAUAGUUCUUUGUUGGAUAAUUAUAAUCUAUAGAAUGAGAAAUUAAAGAGAAUAGAUGUUUAACAUAAAGAAUUAGAAUAGAAUUAUUAAUAAGUAUUGGAAAAGAAAUAAUAAUAAGAAAUGGAAAAUAAAAACAAAAUGAUUUAAUAUGUUGAUUGUAAAUAGAAAUUGACUCUAUUAACAAUUGAAUUAGAUCGUAUGAAUGAAGUUAUUUAGUAGUAAAAAUGUGAAUUGGAUUAAAAAUAAAAGAAAUCUGAUAAUAAAUAAUAGAUUUUAAUGAUGAGAAUAAUUCUGCAUUGUGCUGAAAUUGAUAGACUAAUUGAAGUGCAAAGUAAAUUAAUGAAUGAAAAUAAAUGGUAUAGAAAUCAAGUAGAUUUAUAUGCGAUGAUGAUUGGAGAUAAUAAUAAUAAUAAUAAAGUAGUUAAAUUAGAUUUUUGA
This is a messenger RNA of Paramecium pentaurelia, 1050 nucleotides long. Lineage: Eukaryota; Ciliophora; Oligohymenophorea; Peniculida; Parameciidae. The record is from the annotation of a GenBank genome assembly.